CAACCAGAGCACCCAGCAGUCAGGUUCGUUCCUGAUCGUUUCGCAAACCUCUGCGGCUGCGGCAGAUCGAUCCACCGGCGGCCGGAGAAGAUGCCGGUAAAGGUGUUCGGGUCGCCGGCGUCGUCGGAGGUGGCGCGCGUCCUGACCUGCCUGUUCGAGAAGGACGUCGAGUUCCAGCUCAUCCGCGUCGACUCCUUCCGCGGGCCCAAGCGCAUGCCUCAGUACCUCAAGCUCCAGCCGCACGGCGAGGCGCUCACCUUAGAGGACGGCAACGUCACCCUCGUCGAGUCGAGGAAGAUCCUGCGGCACAUCGCGGCCAAGUACAAGCACCAGGGGUACAAGGACCUGUUCGGCCAGGGCGCGCUGGAGCGGGCCUCCAUCGAGCAGUGGCUGCAGACGGAGGCGCACAGCUUCGACAUCCCCAGCGCUGACAUGGUCUACAGCCUCUCCUACCUGCCGCCGGACAUGCCGCUCGACGGCAGGGGCGUGCCCGCGGCCGGGAUGCACCCGUCGCACCGGCAGAAGAUGGAGGAGAUGCUGCAGCUCUUCGAGAAGAGCCGCAGGGACCUGGGCAAGCUGCUGGACAUCUACGAGCAGCGCCUCGGCGAGAUGGAGUACCUGGCGGACGACAAGUUCACGCUCGCUGACCUCUCGCACCUGCCCAACGCCGACCGCCUCGCCGCGGACCCGCGCUCGGCGCGCCUCAUCGAGUCGCGCAAGAACGUCAGCAGGUGGUGGUACACCAUCUCCGGCCGCGACUCCUGGAAGAGGGUCAAGGAGCUGCAGCGCCCGCCGUCCGCGGAGGCGCCGUUCUGAGCCCGGUCGCGAGCGGCCCGUGGCCAUUGUUCAUCGUGCUUCUGCUGUUCCUGGUUUCUGCAAAUUCCCACUGUUCUGAAUGAAUAAACACUGCCUGGCUGCGUCAGUGGCCGUUGUUCGUCGUGUAAUAAAAUCGUAGUGCAAGAGAAUGCUGCCCCUUUUCAUGAUAUUGAAUCGAACUGGCCUUCAUUGCCUUGAAGUUUUUUC
Molecule: messenger RNA, 1023 nt
Organism: Panicum hallii
Lineage: Eukaryota; Viridiplantae; Streptophyta; Magnoliopsida; Poales; Poaceae
Product: glutathione S-transferase F11-like
Exons: 3
Coding region: 91-816 (241 amino acids)
Cellular component (GO): cytoplasm
Molecular function (GO): glutathione binding; glutathione transferase activity
Source: RefSeq, a predicted model, not a curated record